AUGAUUCAUUCAUGGGAGAGGUUCCUGAUUUUUUUUCUGGUGGUAUUCACUGCUACUAAUCUGGUGUUUGCAGCUCUGAAGAUGUCGGCCAUCAGCUACAGCUAUGCCCAUCUUUUGCGAGCUCAAGAAGUGAUGAACAUCAACAUCAUAAUGGCGAUGGGAGAUUUCUUGAUUCUCUUUUAUUUUCGGCAAUGCCUCAAUGAGUUGAACAGAUUUCAGUCUGUUCCACGAUGGGUGUUGCUUCUUUUUGUUGGUGCGCUAUGCAUGUUCCUAUUGUGCCUGAUGUUCGGCGCCCACCUUGGCUUUUUUUCCUACUACGUACUGUGCGACACUGAGCCCUCAUGGCUGUCAGUGUUGUCGUUGACCGCUGUCGGUGGUUGGACAUAUCUCGUCGCCUUCCUCUGCUUCUUUUGUGUGGUAAACGUCACAACCCGUAUUUUGCUCUUCUGCACUAUCACCCGCAGCUGCUACCAGCGCCUGCUUACCAACCAUCCGUGUUUUCGAGCGGUUUUGGUCCAAGCUCACUGGCAAUUCGUAAUCUGUCUACUUUUGAUGAUCUUCUUUUCCGUACUGAGCCUUAUCGGUGCAUCGCGUAUCACUGUCAGGCUGACUGACAUCACACUGAGAAAGCUGCCUGAAGAAUUCGACGGACUGACCAUCGCUCUGCUCACCGACAUCCAUAUCGGCCCUACGGUCGGUCAGAGGGCGGUAAGCAAGGUCGUGAACAUCGUCAACGAACUUAACCCCGACAUUAUAACGAUAGUCGGCGAUUUGGUCGACGGACCGUUCGAAGAUCUGAAACAUGCUGCCACUCCUCUGUCUCAACUCAAGUCAAAACAUGGCAUAUUUUUUGCACUUGGUAAGUUGAAAGAUGGUCGGAACUUUUCUUUCAGCUAUAAUGAUGCAUUUAGGAAACCACGAACUUUAUUAUGGAAAGGUAAGGAAAGAUUUCAAAUUUAUGGGGAAACGAAAAUUGGUCUUUCUGCUACUUUGAGAUAGUC
This is a messenger RNA of Soboliphyme baturini, 1001 nucleotides long. The record is from the annotation of a GenBank genome assembly. NCBI's taxonomy places the organism in Eukaryota, Metazoa, Nematoda, Enoplea, Dioctophymatida, Soboliphymatidae.